Saccostrea cuccullata (small rock oyster) is the source of this 1488-nucleotide messenger RNA. RefSeq lists its product as uncharacterized. The record is from RefSeq and is a predicted model, not a curated record. NCBI's taxonomy places the organism in Eukaryota, Metazoa, Mollusca, Bivalvia, Ostreida, Ostreidae. The transcript has a single exon. The coding region runs from base 1 to 1488 and encodes 495 amino acids. Gene Ontology annotation, molecular function: zinc ion binding.
AUGGCAGCAAGUAAUCCAACAAAUUAUCCACUAGGCUCUCCGCAACAGCAUACCGAAACGUGCGAAUUACAUAAAUUACCAAUUGAUAUGAAUUGUGAGGACUGUAAAACAUUUAUAUGUAACAUGUGUGCAAAAAGAGAUCAUAGAGAUCAUGACUGGAAACCUCUAACCAGUUCAGCUACCGAGCGGAGACGAGGACUAGGUAAAUUCCUUGAGAAGAUAAAGGAAGAGGAUCUUUCUGAAAUCAAUGAGGAAAUAGAAAAGAUAAAAGAACAGCUUAUAGAAAAUAAAGAUCUUUGUGCCGUUGAAAUCUCAAAGGUGCAGAACCAUUUCCAUGAUAUAGGGGUCAAGCUGAAAGAAGUCAAAGAACGCUUUGAAAAAAAAUUGAAAGAUAAUUUGGUUGAAAAGAAUUGUCGACUGGAGAUUAAAAAAUCUGAUUUAGACCAGAAAAAGAAACGUAUUGUUGACAUGGUGGAAUUCUUGAAGAAGAACAACAGCACCAUGUCAGACUAUAGCUUGAUUGACAACCACAGAGAACUGACAAAAUUGCUGUCUGAAUUGGAGAUUCAAACGGCAAACCGUGAACAUUCAGUGAGGUUCAUUAGAGGUGAAAUCAAUAAUAACUUACCCGAGUCUUUGGUUGGCUACACUUUGGAUUUGGAUGAUAUGGGCGUGACUGAAAUAGACAGUUUUCAACUUGGAGAUAAAGAAAUACCGGUAUCUGUGUUAGAGACAAUUAGUGAAGACCAAUGUUAUGUAUUAGAUAAAUCAAAAUGUGUAAAAGUAAAACUAGGGCCUACAAAAAAGAAAAACGUAAAUAUCACUGUUAAUGCAAAUGAUAUAUGUUUGACUGCUAACAGUUAUGUUUAUUUCACUGACUCCAGUAACAAAACCAUCCGCUUUCGGUCAUCAUCAGGAUCUUUCUCUACAGUCAACAAUAAAGAUCCACUGGAACCACUAGGAAUCUGCCAGUCAGUGGACGGUAGACUACUGGUCACCUUUAAAGACAAUGAAUCAGAUCCUUACAAAUUAGAGUCACACAGCAGACGUCUGGUGAGACAUAUCACAUUGACAGGUGAUGUCAUCCAUGAGUAUGAGUACCAGGAGGACGGUCAGACCAGACUGUUUACUUUGCCACUCAGAGUUACACAGAACAGAAACAGUGAUAUAUGUGUUGUGGAUGAAGCAAGCCUUUCUACAGCUAACCUAGUGGGUAUUUCUCCCUCUGGUCAAAGGAAGUUUCUCUACCUUGGACGGAACCUGUCUGAGAACUUUAAGGGAACAGAUGUAGCAUGUGACUCCCUCUGUAACAUCCCUGUUACUGACAUUAACAACAAACACAUCCAUCUCCUGAGCCCUGACGGGGAGUUCUUGAAGUUCUUACUUACAGAAAACGAAAUGAAGUACCCACGCUCUUUAUCUUUGUAUAAGUCUACACUUUGGGUAGGAAACAACAAUGGAUUUGUCAAAGUGUUUCGCUACAAAUAA